CGGAGCCUCUGGAUAUUGGAAUAGUCUUGAAAUUAGUGCUUAGAUCGGCCAUAUCGGAACCAUUCGGUCAUAUCGGAAACCACUACUACCUAGCCAGGUGGAUUAACCCCAAUUCAACUAUGCAAUACCAUCUCCAAGUGUACGGCGUCGGCGCCGGACAAGAGCCGUCGUGAUGAUAGUCCAUUAUUGCUUCCAGAAUUUUCAUUCCAGCUUAAGAAUCUCGAGUACUUAGUCCUUCAUCACCCCGGUAGCUUGUACUUUCUUCGCCACCAUUCCCUGCACGAAUAUAGCAAGCGACAACUUUCACUCCCAUUGCCAACGCUCCGAUAGUAUUACCCCAAAGUUUGUGACUCCUGUCCAUAUACAACUGGCCAACCAGAGGAUACUAUCGAGAUACUCGUAUUCCAAAUGUCCAAGGAAGAUUAUCCUUCUUCCCUGGCGUACUCGCAAGGGACAAUCGCAGUGCCUCAAGGACCCGCGGCCAAAAUGGACCAGGACACAACAGAUUACUCAUCUGAUCGCCAGUCGACGAUUCAGCAACUCGACCCCGAAAAAGGCACCGAUGCUACGCAACCGCUGCCCCCAGGAAGCGAUGCGCCGGACGGCGGUCUGGUAGCGUGGCUAGUUGUGCUGGGGGCGUGGGCGACGUCGUUCUGCAGCUUCGGCUGGGUGAACAGCGUGGGGGCUUUCCAGGAGUACUACCAGAACGACCUGCUCCCCAACUACUCGCCGAGCACCAUUUCAUGGAUCCCUUCCCUUCAGAUCUUCUUCAUGAUGGGCCUGGGGCCCCUCGUCGGCCAGAUAUAUGACCACUAUGGCCCUCGCUGGCUGAUCUUUGGCGGCACGAUCCUACACGUCUUCGGCCUCAUGAUGACAUCCCUUGCGACGAAGUACUGGCAGAUACUUCUUGCCCAGGGAAUCUGCUCUGCUAUUGGAGUUGCGGCAAUUGUGUCGCCCGGGAUGAGCGUUGUUCAUGGCUGGUUUAACCGCAAGCGUGGCGCCGCCUUUGGCGUGCUCUCUACAGGGUCCAGCCUUGGCGGCAUCCUCUUUCCCAUCAUGGUUACACGAGUAAUCAAAUCCCUCGGCUUCCCAUGGGCGAUGCGCAUCUGUGCCUUCAUCAUCCUUGCCCUGCUCAUCAUCGCCAACCUGACCAUCAAAGCAUUCCAUCCGCCCCGCCCGCAGAAGUUCAGUCGGGGGCAACUUCUUAGCCCCUUGAAGGAGUUUGAGUUCGCGUGCGUUGUCAUCGGCUUCUUCCUCUUCACCUACGGCAUCUUUGUUCCCAUAAACUACAUCCAGGUGCAGGCGCUCGCGGCCGGCAUGGACCCCGACUUGGCUCAAUACCUCAUCUCCAUGCUCAACGCGGGAAGUUUAUUCGGGCGUAUUGCCUCGGGUAUCCUGGGCGACAAGAUCGGGAAGUACAACAUCUUUGUCUUGGUGGGCUUCCUCACCCCUAUUUGGAUGCUCGCGCUCUGGAUCCCUGCCAAGACGGACGGCGCGAUCAUCGCGUUUGCCGUGCUCUUCGGCUUCUGCUCCGGCGCCUAUGUAUCCCUCGUCGCGCCACUGAUCGCGCAGAUCUCGCCAAUACAGGAAAUUGGCUUCCGGACGGGUAUCGUGCUCUUUGCCAACGCUAUUGCCGGCUUGACGACGAACCCUAUCAACGGCGCUAUUCUGUCUGGAUCUGGUGGCUGGGUCGGGAUCAAGAUUUUUUCAGGAGUUUUCUGCUUGGCGGGUACAACGUCCAUCCUCGCAGCAAGAGUUCAUCGGACAGGUUGGAAGUUGAUGACGGCGUUUUGAGUGUUCAUUCAGAGAACCUGGAGCCUGCAUACUGAAUUUGCCAUCAUUCGGAGUUAUUUUGUGAAGAGCAUCUGGCAUGUUUGGACUUUGAAUACCACGUAGACACAGCUCAUUGUAUAACUGUACCAUCCCUUCACUCCUACUACCAUCAUAAUUCUCUAGAACAGACGAUCAUAGAACGAAGAAACAUUGAUAAAAAAAACGAA
Colletotrichum navitas is the source of this 2000-nucleotide messenger RNA. Its product is annotated as major facilitator superfamily transporter. Gene Ontology annotation, cellular component: membrane. Bases 409 to 1794 code for a protein of 461 amino acids. The record is from RefSeq and is a predicted model, not a curated record. Gene Ontology annotation, molecular function: transmembrane transporter activity. NCBI's taxonomy places the organism in Eukaryota, Fungi, Ascomycota, Sordariomycetes, Glomerellales, Glomerellaceae. Gene Ontology annotation, biological process: transmembrane transport. The transcript has 3 exons.